Molecule: messenger RNA, 1080 nt
Organism: Heterostelium album PN500
Lineage: Eukaryota; Evosea; Eumycetozoa; Acytosteliales; Acytosteliaceae
Product: VIT1/CCC1 transporter family protein
Exons: 2
Coding region: 1-1080 (359 amino acids)
Biological process (GO): intracellular manganese ion homeostasis
Cellular component (GO): membrane
Molecular function (GO): manganese ion transmembrane transporter activity; iron ion transmembrane transporter activity
Source: RefSeq, a predicted model, not a curated record
AUGUCAUCACCAGAUUACCAAGCCAUUAAUAGUGGUGCGAACGAUGGUGCCAUUAUCAACAAUGAUAGCAGUAGAUUGGAAGAUAUAAACGAUGACGAUGAAGAACAAGAGAGAUUGUAUCUUUCAACAGAUUCAUCAUGUCCUACUUCUGCAGAGUUAAUGUCGGUAACAACCAACUUGCCAGAGGUAGACAACAAGAUCCAACUGAUGAGCGACUCUGACAGUAUCGGAUCACCAAACUCACAGACUCCACUCACAACCGCCACAACCUCGAGAAGAAAACAAAUAAAAUCAGACAUCAACGAAACAUUAACAAAGAUAAAAUCAAUCAACAAAGAAGAUUUGAAAUUAGACACUGGAAAAUAUAUUAAAAGUAUUGUAUAUGGUGGAAUGGAUGGUUUGGUAAGUAUUUUUGUGAGUGUGGCUGUGGUUGCCACUGGACAGGCAUCGAUUGGUUUGCUACUGUCAAUCGCAUUCGCCAAGUUGGUGGCCGGUGCCAUUUCUAUGGGUAUGGGAGACUACCUUGGAACUCAGGCGGAUGUCGACUUUGCCAAGGGUGAACGCCAGCGUGAGUCGUGGGAGGUAGAGUACUAUCCAGAGGGCGAGAAGAAGGAGAUGGUCGAAAUCUAUGUAUCCAAGGGAAUACCACUGGAGAUUGCUACUGAGGUAGUGGAUAUUCUCGCCAAGAAUCAAAAGGGAUUCGUCGAUAUCAUGAUGGUCGAGGAGCUCGGUAUCAUGCCGGACACCGAGAACGAAGUCGCCUGGAAGAAUGGUCUCGUCAACUUUGUGUCGUUCCUCAUCUUUGGAAUCAUCCCGAUGUUGCCAUACUUUGUGUUGUUGAUCGUCGCCAAGACCGACGGACUCAACUUGGAGCACGGAAACAACCCAACAUUCUACACUGUCAUUGCACUCACCGUUGUAACACUCUUCCUCAUGGGUGUCUUCCAAGCAAAGACAACCGACUCCAACUGGAUCAAAAAAGGUUUAAUCACUGUAAUUCUCGGUGUAAUUGGUGCAUUCUCUGGUUAUAUCACCGUGGAGAUCGUUAGAUUGAUAGAUCCAACCAUCGACAUUAAUUAA